AUGUCCUGCCGUAUGCCCCUGUGCUAUCACGUCCGCCCGGACGGGACCAGAGCCAAGCUCGACCACGAGAAGGAUACCGUCCCGGGCACGGCCUUCUACUUCUGCUCUAUCCAUCGCGUCUACCACUGCAUCGUGCCCAAAAGCCACCGCCGCGUCCAGCAGCCAGACUGCGGCGAGUGCGCCUGGCUCUUGUUUGCCUUCCCGAAAGAAGCGGCAAAGUACCCCGAUUCUGACAUCCCUGUCAUCGCUGCCGGCCAGACCAUUCUCCCGACAGAAACUUCAGCAUUUGGGUAUACGACUGGCUACGAGAAUGGCUUUAGAAACGGAGUCCUACUACGAGAUAUACUUGAAACCAUGAACCGAGAGCUCAGGAAGUGCUGCGGGAUAAGCGGUGACAGCCUCACCGGCAUCACCAACAGAAAAAGCGAUUGGGAGGAACCUACGCGGGCCAAUCUAGCCAGAUACGAGGCUCCCAUGAGCUGUGAUGAUGAGUAG
This is a messenger RNA of Durotheca rogersii, 495 nucleotides long. RefSeq lists its product as uncharacterized. The record is from RefSeq and is a predicted model, not a curated record. The transcript is spliced from 2 exons. The coding region runs from base 1 to 495 and encodes 164 amino acids. Lineage: Eukaryota; Fungi; Ascomycota; Sordariomycetes; Xylariales; Xylariaceae.